AUGACUCUCCCGGCGACCUCAGCUGCGCCCUCUGCGCCCCGCCGCGCCUCGCGGUUUGACCCGUUCCUCGCCGCCUUCCUCCCAGCUCCCGGCGGCUCGCUCAGCGCAGCCGACGAGCGCGAGCGACUUGCGCGCGGGCACGACUGGUUCGACUCGGCGAGGGUCAAGGGCGCGCUCGAGCGCAGCGUCGCGCAUCCGCUCGGGAGGGACGAGGCGCCGCAGUGGCUCGGGUACGAGAGCGCCGCCGAGGACUGGGACGCCAUGAUGCAGGCGCAGUGGCACGACGCGCACGGACCGACCGUCGCCCACCUCGACCGCAAGCCGUCGCGCGUCCUCGACGUCGCGUGUGGCGUCCACGCGCACUGGAUCGUCUCGACGGCGCAGCAACCCGGCUGGGAGCACACGCGCUUUGUCGGGCUCGACCUCGCGCCGAGCUUGGUGCCGCGAGCGAUGCUGCCCAAGGCGGUGAGGAGCAGGGUUGCGCUCGUCGAGGCCAACUUGCUAGCCGGCCUGCCGUUCUUCGACGGCGAGUUCGACUUUGUGCGCGUCGGGUGCGUCAACUCGGCGAUCCCAGAGGACGCCUGGGACCCGCUCGUCGAAGAGUGCCGCCGCGUCCUCAAGCCGGGUCACCAGCUCGAGGUCGUCGACACGCUCUUCAGCCUGUACAUGCCGCGCCCGCUGCCCGUCAUCAUCGACGCGACCGAGCGCAUCGUCCGUGCACGGUUCGUCACGCUCAACCUGCACGCCGCCAUCCCGCCCGCCCUCGCCAUGAACGAGCUCAAGGACAUGCGCGCCGUCCAGCUCCCGGUCCUGCAUGCGCCGGCGCACCCUCCCGCCACCACCGCCGCCGCCGCCGCCGCCGUCGCGACGAGCGAGAGCGACGCCAAGAAGGACCAGCACGCGCGCAUCCUCCUCCACCUCUGGUCGCAGCGCAUCGCGGCGCACGCCCUCCCGCUCGCCCUCGGCGUCGAGGACACGUACCGGGCCGAAGCGCCUCCCGGCGCACCUCGGCCCGCCAAGGCGUCGUCGGCCGCCGAGAAGGAGCGCCACAUCCUCGAGUGGACGGGCGAGCUGCGCGAGAUCGCGGGCGUCGCGAGCGUGCUCGAGCGCGAGUGGGGGUGGGCGUGCGCGUUUGACCGCAGGCUUGAGCGCAAGCUGGACGGGCAGGUGCGCUUGCUCGAGGGGGCGCUCGAGCGCGAGCGCGAGCGCGAGCGGGACGGCGACGAGCGGCGGCGGGCGGACGGCGGCGUGGGGCUCGCGCAGGGCGAGGUUCGCGAGGCGCUCGAGCAGCAGCAGCAGGUCGAGGCGGUCAAGCGCGAGGCGGAGCUAGAGCUCGUGCGAGUGCGGCGGCGACUUGGGCUCGAGGGCAUGGAGCGCCCGUCCGAGCGGCAGACGAUGGGCAUCUUUGGUGGCGAGGCGUGGGUGUGCAGCAAGGGCACAGAGCGUGUGUAG
Molecule: messenger RNA, 1452 nt
Organism: Rhodotorula graminis WP1
Lineage: Eukaryota; Fungi; Basidiomycota; Microbotryomycetes; Sporidiobolales; Sporidiobolaceae
Exons: 3
Coding region: 1-1452 (483 amino acids)
Source: RefSeq, a predicted model, not a curated record